AUGGAAGUGUAUCCAAAUCCAAAGGUAGAUCAAUUUUCUGAAACAAGAUUCUAUCGUCCUGGUGACAAUUACCUCACAAUAAAUGGUGAUGACCUCAAUGUAGGAGCAAUGGAAAGGGAUAUCAAAAUUACGGUUGGCGGAGUUGACUGUCAGUUGACUGCUCUAGCCAGAAAAGUCCUCACUUGUAAACCUCCAACGGAGAAGCCGGAUCUGGAGAGUGGUUUGCUACCAGAAGUAGUAGUGAAAGUUGGUGGCAUAAGCUACAGCGUUGGCCUGUUCUCCUACGAUUCUCCGUCAGUUACAUCGGGUGUGAUAGUAGUGAUUCUAGGAUGUAAGCUGCAAUCUUUUAUCGAAAUCUACUUCAAAGCAAUUAUGAAUUGCUCGGUCAAAAUUUGUACUACUGGUAUGAAUUGGCGUGAAUUCAGACGGAAAACGAACUCUCAUCAGCGACAAAUGAAAUAUCUAAAGACUCAGAUGGAUACAAUUGAGAUGAAAGUAAGGUUACAUAUAUCUGCGGUAGCGACAGAAUGCAAGGAAGCCUUUGCUGAGUUGCAAACAUCUUUGAAUCAGUAUACUGCUGACCUCCCUCUUGGAACACCUAUAGUACCCUUUUUGGAAUACAAGGAUUACUGUGCGAGGGUACUGUUUCCGAACAAUCCGCACAACCAUCCAGUACUUCGAGAUCUAGAAGUCGACAGCCAGAAAGCU
This is a messenger RNA of Strongylus vulgaris, 708 nucleotides long. The record is from the annotation of a GenBank genome assembly. Lineage: Eukaryota; Metazoa; Nematoda; Chromadorea; Rhabditida; Strongylidae.